Molecule: messenger RNA, 2544 nt
Organism: Acipenser ruthenus (sterlet)
Lineage: Eukaryota; Metazoa; Chordata; Actinopteri; Acipenseriformes; Acipenseridae
Product: metallophosphoesterase MPPED2-like
Exons: 7
Coding region: 482-1366 (294 amino acids)
Molecular function (GO): hydrolase activity
Source: RefSeq, a predicted model, not a curated record
GGCAUUGUUUCUAUACUGCGCUGUGUACACGGUGUGCGUGGCUGCUUGCGUCUGUGUGUGAGCUUGUGCUCUGCUCCCUGACCCCAGUGGCAGUCCCUUCUCACUGCACUGCUCUCUCAGGCUCCUUUCUCCCAGAUCGAGGCUGCUCUCUCGCUCUCUCUCUUUCACUCUCUCUCUGUGUGUGUUUCUGUCUGUGUCUCAUUUCCACUCCAGCCGGCCGAGGGUCUCACAGGGUCGAAGGUUCUGCCCUGCCUGAUCCAACCUCAACCUUCUAGCCUUCCAAAUCGGCAUUCAUUCUCCAUGGAUCGGCGUCUCUAACACGGAGAAGGCAACCCUGGGACACAGUAUAGCCAGAUGAAAGAUUGCAGCGUGGUUUUGAAGCCGAUUGUCUUCUGGUUUUUGAAUUGGGAUUCUGAACUAUGCCUGCUGCAGUAAUUUGUCCUGGAUACUUGUGAAUUGCUCAUGUCCAAAAGACGGAAGGAUGGCUCAUGGAAUUCCAUCCCAGGGCAAAGUUACCAUCAGCGUGGAUGAGUACAGCUCCAACCCUACCCAGGCCUUUACCCACUACAACAUCAACCAGAGCAGAUUCCAGCCCCCUCACGUGCACAUGGUGGACCCGACCCCGUACGACACUCCCAAACCUGCAGGCCACACACGCUUCGUCUGUGUCUCCGACACACACUCCCGAACAGAUGGCAUCCAGAUGCCCUAUGGGGAUGUCCUCCUUCACACAGGCGAUUUGACUGAGCUGGGACUGCCCUCCGAGGUUAAGAAGUUUAACGACUGGUUAGGAAGCCUUCCUUAUGAAUUUAAAAUAGUAAUCGCUGGAAACCAUGAGCUGACGUUUGAUAAGGAGUUCAUGUCGGAGCUGGUGAAGCAGGAUUACUACCGCUUUCCGUCUGUGUCCAAGUUGAAACCAGAGGACUUUGACAAUGUUCAGUCACUCCUGUCGAACUGUUUAUAUCUGCAAGAUUCGGAGGUGACAGUCAAAGGAUUUCGAAUAUACGGGGCACCUUGGACGCCCUGGUUCAAUGGGUGGGGUUUUAACCUUCCGAGAGGUCAGUCUCUAUUGGACAAAUGGAACCUCAUUCCAGAGGGCAUUGAUAUCCUCAUGACCCAUGGACCUCCACUUGGUUUUCGAGACUGGGUUCCAAAGGAAUUACAGAGGGUCGGCUGUGUGGAGCUCCUGAACACAGUGCAGAGGCGGGUGAGGCCCAAGCUCCAUGUGUUCGGAGGCAUCCAUGAAGGUUAUGGGAUAAUGACAGACGGAUACACAACAUAUAUAAAUGCCUCAACCUGUACAGCCAGUUUUCAGCCAACCAAUCCACCAGUCAUAUUCGACCUCCCAAACCCACAAGGAUCCUGAGGCACUAACCGACAUCAGGGAGCGGGCAGGUCUAGAAACUACUAUUUCUUUCGAACAAUAAGUCCUUAUGAAUCCUACUAAAUGUUUCUUUCCAAAUUAUUUGGUAUUUUGUAAACUGCUGGUAAUAAUUAAAAAAAAAAAAAAAAAAAAAAAAAAAAAAAAUGCUGUUGAAAAAUGGUUUGGCUCUUAAAUGAAGCUUUGUGAAUUUGUAUACCUGCCAUAUAUAUUUUGUUUGCAUUUUGCUAGAUAAAUUGUUAAAUGCAGUUGUAAUAUGUUAACUACCCCUUACAGGACGAUUAGGCUUUCAUUUGGGGGUAAAGAACACUGACAUAAACUAGGUGCACAUUGUUAAACAUGAAUUCCCUGUGUCCUUGUUGAAAAAUACACUUUUAAAGUCUUGCUAUUUAUUUAUUGCCGGAUGAAUCGGAAAUGAAUUAGAAAUUAGCUUGUGUUUUCAAGUAAAACUCAAAGCGCAAAGUUCAUAUCCAGAAGAAUAUGGAUGAUUCAUUUGUCUGUACAUGGGGAUAACCUUAAUUAUACUAAACCUAGAGUAGCCUUGGAAGCUGAGAUGUGUUUUCUGUCGCCACUGUGCUUCUCAAUCUAUUGUUUGUAUUUUGCCGUUCAGCUGUGACCUGAUUGCAGUUCUGCAGUUGUUCACAAAAUUACAACUUCUUCUGAGUUGCAAUUUAAAACCUCCUAUUUCUGCUUUUAGUUUUGAGGCAUCUGGCAUACUUACUGUAUAACCUGACAGAAAACAAAUUGCUUAAAUGCUUUUAUAUAUAUAUAUAUAUAUAUAUAUAUAUAUAUUAUAUAUAUAUAAUGUGUGUGUGUGUAUAUAUAUCUGUAUGUACGUGUGAGUAUAUAUAUAUAUAUAUAUAUAUAUAUACGCACACACACGCAUAAACAAGGUUUAGUUGUCCUUUUAAAUUCUAAAUCUUCUUGUAUUUGUAUUUUAAUUCUUUUUUUCUAAUUUUGCACUGUGUGUAAAUGCAAUCUUGCUUGCACAAAAAAAAACUUUGCCACUGUAAAUGCUACCGUUUCUUUUCUGACUGAAUACUUUGUUUAUUGAAAUUUAGAAAUGCAUUUUUUGUUUGUUUUUUGUUUCUUUUAAAUUUAUUGUGAUAUUAUAUAUUUAGCCGCCUUUAUAUGCAAAUAAAUUGCAAGAUUUUUACUUAUUA